Molecule: messenger RNA, 1313 nt
Organism: Micromonas commoda
Lineage: Eukaryota; Viridiplantae; Chlorophyta; Mamiellophyceae; Mamiellales; Mamiellaceae
Exons: 3
Coding region: 46-1176 (376 amino acids)
Source: RefSeq, a predicted model, not a curated record
AUCACCGCGCGCCGAGAGAACCGCCGCUAAAGAGAAACAGCGAUAAUGUCGGACUACGGCAGCGACGCCGAGGACGAGACCGAGACCACCUGCGCCAACCCCGCGGUCGUCGACAAGUACAAGGUCGCCGCCGAGAUCGCCAACAAGGCUCUCGCCGUCGCCCUCGCCGCGUGCAAGCCCGGCGCCAAGAUCGUCGACAUCUGCAACCUCGGCGACAAGACCGUCGAGGAGGAGGCUGCCAAGUUCUACAACAAGAAGGACAAGGACGGCAACAAGAUCGAGAAGGGCAUCGCGUUUCCCACCUGCAUCUCGGUCAACCACCAGGUGUGCCACAACUCCCCGCCGUCCGAUGACGCCACGUCACUCGAGGAGGGCCAGGCGGUGAAGAUCGACCUCGGCGCGCACGUCGACGGCUACGUCGCCACCGUCGCGCACACGGUGGUCCUCAUGGGCGACAUGAACGCGCCCGUCGUCGGCGCUCAGGCGGACGUCAUGAAGGCUGUCGUGACCGCGGGCGAGGCUGCGAUUCGCAAGCUCCGCCCGGGGGUCAACAACAGCGAGGUCGCCAAGGCGAUCGGGAGGGUGGCGGAGGACUUUGGCGUCCGCGUGGUGGAGGGCGUGCUUUCUCACAACAUGAAGCGGUACGUGAUCGACGGGAACAAGGUCAUCCUCAACAAGCCGUCCGCGGAGCUCAAGGCUGACGAGGCCGAGAUCAAGCUCAACGAGGUGUACGCCCUCGAUAUCGUCAUGUCCUCCGGCGAGGGUACGCCGAAGAUGCUCGACGAGAAGGAGACCGCCGUGUACAAGCGCGCCGUCGAGAACAACUACAAGCUCAAGAUGCAGGCUUCCCGCGCCGUCUUCUCCGAGAUUCAGAAGCGAUUCCCCACCAUGCCCUUCUCCAUGCGCGCCAUGGAGGGCAUCAAGGGCGCCAAGCUCGGCCUCGUCGAGUGCUGCACCCACGAGCUCCUGCACAAGUACCCCGUGUUGUACGAGAAGCCCGGGGACGCCGUCGCCCACUUCAAGGCGACGGUGCUCGUGAUGCAAAACGGUAACGAUCGGAUCACCACGUGGACCUGCCAGCCCGUGGAGUCCGCGCUGGAGCUCACCGACGAGGAGCUCAAGGAGCUCAUCACCCAGCCCCUCAAGUCCAAGAAGAAGAAGAAGCCCAAGGCUUGAUGAGAUCAUGGCGCAACAGUGAGAAGCGACCCGCGCGCUUCCCGCGAACCCCUUGUCAAAUAACACACUCCACUUUUUUUUACGAACUCUCUGCUGGGUUUAUUACAAUCGAUAAUAUGAAUGGUGUCCUUUUGAAC